AUGAGGGCGCGGCGGGUUGGGGCGCUUCUGCUGCUCGCGGUCCUAGCGCUCGCCGCGUCGGCGGCGCGGCUGGACCUGGACGACGACGACGACUCGGGCGUGCUGGACGAGCUGCUGGCCAUCGACGGGAGGCGGAGCGGGGCGGGCUGGACGCCGACGGCGGGGGCGCCGCGGAGGCGCGCGCAGCUCAUGCCGCGGUUCGCCGAGGCCGCCGCCGCGCUGCGCGCCAUGGGCAGCGCCGUCGCCUUCGCGAAGCUCGACGGGGAGCGCUACCCGAAGGCGGCCGCCGCCGUCGGGGUCAGGGGCUUCCCCACCGUGCUCCUCUUCGUCAAUGGCACCGAGCACGCCUACCAAGGCCUCCACACCAAGGACGCCAUAGUUACUUGGGUAAGAAAGAAGACUGGUGUGCCAGUCAUUAGGCUUCAGUCUAAGGAUUCAGCUGAGGAGUUCCUCAAAAAGGACCAGACCUUUGUUAUUGGUCUAUUCAAGAAUUUUGAGGGAGCAGAACAUGAAGAAUUUGUGAAGACAGCAACCACAGACAAUGAAGUACAGUUUGUAGAAACCAGUGAUACAAGUGUUGCCAAAGUUCUUUUUCCUGGUAUUACAUCCGAGGAGAAAUUUGUGGGCCUUGUUAAAAGCGAGCCAGAGAGGUUUGAAAAGUUUGAUGGAGAGUUUGAAGAAAAGGCAAUUUUGCGGUUUGUGGAGCUCAAUAAGUUUCCCCUAAUUACUGUUUUCACUGAGCUCAAUUCGGGUAAAGUAUAUUCAAGCCCUAUUAAACUACAGGUCUUCACCUUUUCAGAGGCUUAUGAUUUCGAAGAUCUUGAAUCUAUGGUUGAAGAAAUAGCCAGAGCAUUCAAGACAAAGAUAAUGUUUAUAUAUGUGGACACUGCUGAAGAAAACCUUGCAAAACCAUUCCUCACUCUUUAUGGCCUUGAAUCAGAAAAAAAGCUACUUCUUCUGGAUGGCACACUGCCGCCGUACCACAAAUCAGAACCAGUUCCUCAAGAGAAGGGACUUGUUGAAAAGGUUGUUGGUCGUACAAUUGAUUCUUCUGUGCUCGAAAGUCAUCAAAAUGUCUUCCUUGAGGUUCAUACACCUUGGUGUGUUGACUGUGAAGCGAUAAGUAAAAAUGUUGAGAAAUUGGCCAAGCAUUUUAAUGGUUUGGACAAUCUUAAAUUUGCACGCAUAGAUGCUUCUGUGAAUGAACAUCCCAAAUUGAAGGUGAACAAUUACCCGACGCUAUUCCUUUAUCUUGCUGAAGACAAAAGCAACCCGAUCAAGCUUUCAAAGAAAUCAAGUGUCAAGGACAUGGCCAAACUCAUCAAGGAGAAGCUGCAAAUAUCAGAUGUGGAGACAGUAGCGGCUCCUGACAAUGUCAAGGAUGAUGUGGAGACAGUAGCGGCUCCUGACAAUGUCAAGGAUGAGCUAUAA
Miscanthus lutarioriparius is the source of this 1431-nucleotide messenger RNA. Lineage: Eukaryota; Viridiplantae; Streptophyta; Magnoliopsida; Poales; Poaceae. The record is from the annotation of a GenBank genome assembly.